Molecule: messenger RNA, 807 nt
Organism: Penicillium vulpinum
Lineage: Eukaryota; Fungi; Ascomycota; Eurotiomycetes; Eurotiales; Aspergillaceae
Exons: 1
Coding region: 1-807 (268 amino acids)
Molecular function (GO): protein binding
Source: RefSeq, a predicted model, not a curated record
AUGGCCAACAUUUUUCGACGUCUGCGCAAGGCCAUCAAGUCCCGGCGGUCCGCCUCUAAGAAUAAAGACACCGUCAUUAACAAUUUGAACCGCGAAUUAGCCGGGCUAGAACAAGAACUGGCUCAAGCCAUUCAUGCAUUAAACAAUAUUCAGACGCAGCUCGAGCACGACCCUAUGCCCGCACACACCACCUCAGGUAACCUAAAUCUUGCUAUUCCCCCUUUCCGACCUGAUUCGGAAUAUCAAUCUGACAUUCCUAGAACAAUUUCGCCAACAGAGAGAGUGCCAACCUGUAUCGAUGAUAUCUGGCUCUGUUCAGACAGUGAUUCAUUCCUAAUAGACGCAGAAGAGCGGUGGCGGCAUAAUGACCCAGAGCUUGCAAUGGAGCUUGCCUCGCGAGUCAUCAGUCAUGACCCUUUUCUGUGUGAACUCGAUGAGAUGCGAUGUCGACUUUUUAUCGCUGCUGUUCAACACUAUCUUCGCCAAUAUGAAGAGUCUAUGGCGACCCUAGAGAUGGUUGUGCAAAUUAAUACCUGCUAUACCGUCUUCAAUAAUCCAGAAUCUAGUAUUAUCACCGGCAUUACUCAUUUUAUCAAAGGAAUGAACCUCAUGAAACUUGAAAGGUUCCUAGAGGCUUAUUGGUCGCUUUCGCGAGCACUGUAUAUCCCAGGCUACAGCGAAAAGGCCCGUGAGUGUCAAAGGGAGGCUAUCAUUGGAUUUACUCGCAUAGAGGCUGCUGAAUUUGAUUACGCACCGGCAGCGUCUACCCACGCAUUAUUAGACUGGGAAGAUAGUGACUCAUCUUGA